Micropterus salmoides (largemouth bass) is the source of this 3228-nucleotide messenger RNA. RefSeq names its product guanine nucleotide exchange protein smcr8a-like. Lineage: Eukaryota; Metazoa; Chordata; Actinopteri; Centrarchiformes; Centrarchidae. The transcript is spliced from 3 exons. The annotation marks the transcript as partial. Gene Ontology annotation, molecular function: GTPase activator activity. Gene Ontology annotation, cellular component: guanyl-nucleotide exchange factor complex. The record is from RefSeq and is a predicted model, not a curated record.
CUUCCUUAACUGGAAAAUUGACGAGCAGUUAUCAGAGAAAACUUGGUAACUUUCAGUUUCAGGGUGGAAUUUCUCCAGAUGGGAGGUGGAUCGGUCACCUGACACGACUAGACCAGCUGGGUAAACAUGGCGUCUGAUUCUGGAUGUGAAAAUUACAUGUAGCGCUUCUGAAUGGUAACGGUGUGUCUCACGCACCAUCGCCCCGCAUUUUAGCCUCGAACACAGCAACGUGGUGGACACGACGUCGGAAAGACAUGAAGAGGAGACGGAGGGAGGCGCUUCACUGAUGCUGCUUCAUAUUUUUUCUCUCUGCACAACAUGAAUGGUCUGAUGCCUUCCCGGACCCUGUGAUUGGCGCAAGAUAAUUGCUUUUGUUAACAGACACACUGAUUUUUAUUUCUGUCGAGGUGUCUACUUUUAUUUUAUCUGAUAAAUAUCAGGGCUCUUAUUCUGUGGAUUGGCUCCUGCAGGGGGAGUGACUGAAUUGUGGGCCCACUCUGCUCUGGGACCCCCUUUUUAAAUUAUAUAAAGUAGCUUGAUUUUUUAUGGAUCCUCUCUAUCUCUGGGCCCCUAGAAUGUACAGCUAUUUUAACCUCACUUACAAAUGCACUGCCUGGACAGUGUGAGAGCAGGACGCUUUAUGUGGCCCCCCUAAACCGCUGUGCUGUGACCGCUGGUUUAUGACUGUGCUGCACUGUUGAGUCUCUCAUGCCUUGCUCGUCAACACCACUAUGAUAGGCUCACCUGACGUGGUGGCUUUCACUAAAGAGGAUGAGUAUGGGCAGACAAGUCUGGACCCCUGGGCUAUCCCUGAGGAGUUCUCUGUGCCCCUCUAUCCGCUGGCUGACUCCAACCCCUGGGCUAAAACCUCCUAUGCCAAGUUCACCAAAGACUUCAUCCUCAUCUCCGAGUUCUCUGAGCAGGUGGGCCCCCAGCCUCUCCUCACCAUCCCUGAUGAUCCCAAAGUCUGCGGAACCUUUGAUCUCAACUACUUCUCACUGCGCAUCAUGUCAGUGGACUACCAGGCCUCCUUCGUGGGUCAUCCGCCUGGCAGUGGCUACCCAAGGCUCAGCUUUGUGGAGGACUCGAGGGUGGUGUUGGGCGACUCAAAGGAGGGGGCGUUCGCCUACGUCCACCACCUUACGCUUUACGACCUGGAGGCGCGGGGCUUUGUGCGGCCCUUCUGUAUGGCAUAUGUUUCAGCAGAUGAGAGGAAAAUCAUGCUGCAGUUUCAGGAGCUUUCCCUCCGAUUUUCACAGGCCUCGGAGUGUCUGAAGGCUGGGAACAGGAGAGCAUUUGCCAAGGAACUCCAGAGGAAGCUCCAGGACCUAGAGUACACUCACUCUGUGCUGCAGAAGGAGGAGGGCCUGCAGAGAGAGGCGGGGCCUCAGCGCAUGUACUCCGCUCACGCUGUGGAGAAAGCCAACGAGCUUGCAAACGUAGAAAGGAGCAUCUAUGAACACAGAGACCUGCUGAAACAGAUCAGCUCCUACCAUCACCGUCCGCGCAGAGAUCCUCAUGCUGUCACCUGCCAGAAGUGUAUGACCGAGUGUUUGAGCGAGUGUGAGGAGCUGUUAGAAAAAUACUCCAAGCUCGCCAACCCCUUCAGUUACUGUGACAAAGGGGAGAAGGGGCAGGAGGGAUGGGGUCACAUUGAUGAUGAAGGGGGCGAAGAAGUGGCGGACGAGGAGGAAGAUGAGGGAGUUAAACGCAGGCCAUCCUACAUACCACAGCUGAUCAAAGCUAAGUCUGCAAAAUGUUUCGACAAGCGUCUGAAGACCCUGCGAGAGCUAUGCGACAGUACUUAUUUCGAGGCCACCGUGCAGCUCCUGAAGGAGACGGAGAGGAGUUUCCGGGGGGACCUCUGUUACCUGCACACACGCCGGCUGGACAGGGCGCUACGCAGGAAACAGAGAGUUACCAACUUCCUGUUUGAGGAGGACCUCUGUGAUGAUGAUGAAGAUGAAGGUGCAACACUGAGACCAUUCUGUGCUGUGAACCAUGCUGUAGAUAACUAUACACUCUUAAAUCCGCCUCCUAUAGUGCUAGGACCAGAACCUCUAGAGCUUGAUGCUCUGGAGCCUCCAGAUACUCUAGACCCAGCCUCUGAGGCCAGCCAUACUCAAGAGAGUGAGCUGGGGCUUGUGGAGAGCCAUCUGGAGUCCUCCCCCUCGGACCAGACUCUGGAGACCCAGGAGAGCUCAGAGGAAACCAAAGGAAGCUUUAGCAGCGAUAAGAGUGGGGUGGGUCAAGCAGAGAGGCAACAGAAUCGGUCAAGUAUGAACUCAGAAGCUCCUGAUCCUGAUUCUGACCUGACCCCUGACCAUAACACUGACCUGGAGAGGGAGAGCAGCAGUGAAGAGAUGGAGACCACUGCUGGGGAUGAUGAGGGGGAGAACGGGGGAGACGACACACCCGUGUCUUUGCUGGAAGUGGUGUCUGAGCUGGAGGCCAGCAGGGAGGAUGAGUGUGACGGAGUAACUGAUGGGGCUUAUGAGAUGGAGUCGGACUUGUUGGUUCCAAUAGAAACAGCGUGCUGUAUGGGCCAAGAGGGUUUACUUUAUGAGGCCUCUGCCCCAGAGGCGGUGUCUCGUCUCAACCAAAGCUCCCACCUGCCACCCUGUAAAACCCUGGUGGUCAACCAGGAGCCCCAGGCCCAACUUCCACUCCAGGAGGACUACAUGGUGGGUUCUCCAAGCUCAGAAAGCCCUGCAGCUGGGCUGGAGCUUCCUGUGGGGCUGCAUGCAGAUGCAGUUUCCCGGACCUCAGCGGAGGAUGGGUCCGACUGUACCAUGAGUGCUUCCACAGGGUCUGAUCGGGCUGCCUCACCUCUUGGCUACGGGGGGGUUGUGACCCUGCGUCAGAGGAGAAGGGCUGGACAAGGAGCGUUGAGGUUUGUGCGACAGUACCCCUUUGCCAUGCAAGCUCUGUGGUGUCUGCUGAGCGGCAGAACCCUGGUGGUGCUCGGGGCAGAUGAGGGGAGAGUCCGCCGACUGGUUGCCGCUCUGGCCCUCUUUGUUCCUGGUCCUGGCAGGUGUGGAGAGAGGGUUCAAGCCUGGCUGUCCUGCCCCUUCACUCUUACUGAUUUACAGAGGUGGAAACUCAUUGGAUUGCAAAGAGUAGUGUCCCCUGUGGGUUCCAGCAUGCUUUACUCGCUGUCCCGCUACAGUCGCUACAUCUCCAUCCUGGACGCCGACCAGAAGACCUUGCGCUGUCCGCCGUAUCGUG